UAAAGACACUAUGAAAACCCUCUGAAGCUCCUCUAAGGAUCCUCUGAAGCUCCUCUAAAGACCCCCUCAUGACCCUCUGAAGACCUCCUGAAGCAUCUCUGAAAACUCUCUGAAGACCAUCUGAAGAACGUCUGAAGGUCCUCUAAGGCUACUUAGAAGACCGUCUGAAGACCCUAUAACCUCUGAAGACCCUCUGAAGACCAUCUAGAGAACCUCUGAAGCUCCAUAGAAGACCGUUUGAAGACCCUGUCAAGACCCUCUGAAGCCCCUCUGAAGACUAUCUGAAGGUCCUUUGAAAACCAUCUGAAACUCAUCAGUGGACCAGAUGCAGUUAAGUGUGUCGCCCUGAUAAAACCCAUCCGUCUGUAACCAUGGAGACCAAGCCCAGAAAGGGGAAGUUGUUUGGCCUGAAAGUGAAGAAGAAGAAGAAAGUCAACACAGACCUGGUCCUGGCAAACAGAGGAGCUAUAGAUCAUGACCUGUUACCUCCGUCCGAGCCAUCUGUUCUGCAGGAUGAGGACUUGGAGGAAGAGCCUGAAAUUUUUCCUCAGAGGAGCAGGAUCAACCCCAACAUGAAGAGAUCCCAACUGAAAACUCGUAUCCAGGACAGUGAAAGCAAACCUCAGAGCUUCCAGAUUGCUGUUAACAUCACGGAGGCGAGGCAGCUGGUCGGCGAAAACAUCGACCCCAGCGUGGUGAUCGAGAUCGGAGACGAGAAGAAACAGACGAGUGUGAAAGAAGGAACCAACGCUCCGUUUUAUAACGAGUACUUUGUCUUCGACUUCUUCGCCCACAGAGACGUCUUCUUUGAUAAAGUCAUCAAGCUGACGGUGAUGCACUCCAAGAUGCUGAGAAGUUUCUGUGUGGGAUCCUUCAAGCUGGACGUUUGGACGGUCUACAGGCAGCCAGGUCAUCAGUUCAUCAAUAAAUGGGCCAUGCUGACCAAUCCUGCAGACAUCAGCACAGGGGUCAAAGGUUACGUCAAGUGUGACAUCAGUGUCUCGGCCAAAGGAGAUGCCAUGCAGCCCGGACCGAAAGCCAGCGACGCCGAGGAGCAGAUAGACAAGAACCUGCUGAUCCCCGAGGGCUUUCCCUCCGAGCGACCGUGGGCUCGCUUCUGUUUGAAGGUGCUUCGAGCUGAAGGCCUUCCCCGGAACAGCUCCUCCAUCAUGGCCAACGUCACCAAGGCCUUCAUCGGCGACAACACGGCGCUCAUAGACCCCUACGUGGUGGUCAGCUUCUUCAAACGGGUGGGUCGCACGUCCACUCAGAAGUCCACAGCGGACCCGGUGUGGAACGAGCAGAUCGUCUUCACAGAGAUGUUUCCUCCGCUGUGUCAGAGACUGAAGAUACAGGUCUGGGACGAGGGAAGCAUGAGCGACGUUGCCAUCGGGACCCACUACUUCGACCUAAGACGCAUCUCCAACGAACAGGAUGGUGACAAAGGGUUUUUACCGACGUUCGGUCCAGCUUGGAUCAACCUUUACGGCUCCGCUCGAAACUUCAGCCUGGGUGACGACGCGGCCGAGCUGAACGAGGGCAUCGGCGAAGGCGUCUCCUACAGGGGUCGGAUCUACUUGGAGCUGGUCGUGGAGAUCCUGUCGGGAGGAACCGGCUCGGAGUCCAAACUCACCCGGCUUGCUAAACCCACAAAAGACGCCAAGGCGGGAAAAGCUGGAGGGAAGGAUGGAAAGACGACAGCAGGAGGUGGAGGAGGAGCAGGAGGGGCAGCUGACGAGGACAAAGGAAAAUCCACUGCUGCUGAUGUCCUGCCUGUUGAUUCUCCUCCUCCGAUGAACACAGACCACCAGGAAAGCUUCCUGCUGUUCGGUGCUGUGUUCGAAGCCACCAUGAUCGACCGGAAGCUCGGGGACAAACCGAUCAGUUUCGAGUUCUCACAGGGUAACUUCGGGAACGUGUUGGAGUCUGCGCCGGCACAGCCCUCCAUGGGCAUCAGGAGUCCCGGCAUCAGUCGGAGAAGGGGACCUAUUCUGGACCUCCCGGACACCAGUGAGCUGUUUGGCUCCUCCCCUUCCCGAAGCCCCUCCCCCAGCAGCCCCUCCUCGCCGCUCUUGCCCAGAGACGCUCCAGAGACCCUGAGUGGGUCCAGCUCCAGGUCCACCACGCCUCCGGAGAAGCCGGUCAUUGUGGAGGGAAACAGGUACUACAUGUAUCUGCCUCUGGUGAAGCAGAAGCCGUGUAUCGCUGUGCUGAGUAAGUGGGAGAACCGAACCUACCGCCUGCACACCUCCAACAUGCUGGACAACAUCGCCGUGCUGUUCGAUGAAGGUGUGUGUGAAGCUGCGGAGCUUCACAGGAAGGCCGACCCUCAGGCUGAGCUGACUCUGAGCUCCGUCCUCAGAGACUUCUGUCGGGACUCCAGGAGCUUCAUCGCUGCAGCCGAGGCCAAACUGAAGGCCGAGCUGAAGUCCAGCUACCUGACUCAGCUGGACCGGAAACGACUGACCAUGUGCAAGCAGGAGCUGGAGAGUAUGAUUGGAGAGGCGGAGUUAAUCAGAGAGCGGAAGAAUAACUUUGGUGGUUUGAAGGAAAUGUUGCAGGACUCAACGAAGCUUUCGCUCAGACUGCGCUUCCUGGUCGAGGAGCCACAGCACACGGUGCCCGACACUUUUGUGUGGCUGCUGAGCAACAACAAGCGUGUGGCCUACGCACGGAUUCGUACCCGCGACCUUCUGUUCUCCAGCAGCGAGGAGGCCCGAGGAGUCCACUGUGGCAAGAUCAUCACCCUGUUCCUGAAGCCCCCUGGGAAGCGUGUCUCAGGCCUGUCGGUCCAGGCCAAGCUGGACGUGUAUCUGUGGUUCGGAGCUUGUUCUGACUCGGGUCACAUGCUGGUGGACCUGCCUGCAGGAGUGACUCCGGCCACAGGGGGCGCCAACGCCAGCAACCCACCAACACACCUGAGGUGUAGCGGCCCACAUCACUUCCUGUUGCGCUGUCACAUGUACCAGGCUCGCGGUCUGAUCGCUGCUGAUAACACGGGCCUCUCGGACCCGUUCGCUCGGGUCACCUUCAUGUCUCACAGCCAAACCACCAACAUCAUCAGUCAGACUCUGAGUCCCACCUGGAACCAGUGUUUGCAGAUGAGCCGCCUCCAGCUGAGCGGAGGCCUGGACUACAUCCAGCAGGAGCCGCCUCGCGUCCUGAUCGAGGUCUACGACGACGACGCGCUGGGGAAGGCCGAGUACCUGGGCUCCACCGUGGCGGUGCCUGAGGUCAGUCUGCUGUCCGACCAGUACUCACCUCCCAGCCUGAAGUACAGCCCACUGCAUUGUGGGAGCACGCCUGGAGGAGACCUGCUGGCUGCCUUUGAACUGCUGCAGGUCCCAGCAUCCGGACAGCAGAUCUUGCCGGCCUUAGAGGAACAGGAAGGAGGCCUGUUCUGUGUUCCUGCCAACAUUCGCCCAGUUCUCAGCACCUACAGGCUGGAGGUUCUUUUCUGGGGUCUGAGAGAGCUCAAGAAGGUCCAGCUUCUGUCUGUGGAUCGGCCACAGGUUUUCAUCGAGUGUUCUGGGAAAACUUUACGUUCUUCCGUCAUUCAGAAGUAUAAAUCCAACCCGAACUUCUCCACUCUGGUAGACAUCAUCGAGCUGGAGUUGCCAGAGAACGAGCACCUCCUGCCUCCACUCAGCAUCACGGUGGUGGACUGGCGAGCUUUCGGCCGCAGCACACUGGUGGGAAACCACAUCAUCAACAACCUGAAGGCCUUCAGAUACACCCCGCCGGUGGCCCUGCCUGUGGCCCCGCCCACUCCCACACACACACCCGAACCGGCCACCACCUCAGAGACACACAGCGCCCAGGUUUCAGCUGGAAUGUCCCAAGAUUUUUCAGAGACGGCGUCCAUCAACAACCAGGAUGUCCUGAUCACUGUAGAUGAAGAAGCCCCACCUUCAGCCCCUCCCACUCCAAAGAGAAAGCAGGACGACAGAAUGAAGAGCAGCCGCCGACGAUCCACCAAACGCAGGAAACGCACCAUCGCCGACGAGACCGCCGAGUGCGUCAUCGACUGGUGGUCCAAGUACUACGCCUCUGUGGAGAAACAGAGCAAACAGAAGGGCGAAUCUCCGUUCCCUCAAGUCUUUGAAAAAGCCUCGCAGUACCACAGCUUGCUGAACGAUGGAAUAGACUCCCUGGUCAGCAGCCAGUCGGACGGAGACAAGAAGAAGAAGCAGAAAGGAAAGGAAACAUCAGAGCCCAACGUCAGUCUGCCCACAAAACUCGCCACACUGCAGCUGUACAGCAAAGAGCUGGAGGCGCAGUUCGGCCCCUUCGAUGACUGGGUCAACACGUACGAGCUGUUCAGAGGGAAAGCCAACGAGGAGGACGGAGCCAGCGACGAACGGUUCGUCGGCAAGUUUAAGGGCCGAUUCUGCCUCUACAAACUCUCCGACGACGAGGGGGACGACUGGGACGAGGCCGUCGACAUGGGAGACUUCAGGGUCAGCCGAGGGAUCCCUCCCAACAGCCCGACCCAAGUCCUGAUCCGGGUUUACAUCGUGUCUGCGUCUAACCUUCACCCUGCCGACCCAGAUGGGAAGGCCGAUCCUUACAUUGUCCUUCGACUUGGGAAAAAUGAGGUCAAAGACAGAGACAACUACAUCGCCAAACAGCUGAACCCCGUCUUUGGAAGGUCUUUUGAGUUUCAGGCCACGUUUCCGAAGGAGUCCCUGCUGACUGUGCUCAUCUACGACUUUGACUUGGUGGGAGGAGACGACCUGAUCGGAGAGACUCGCAUCGACCUGGAGAACCGGUUCUACAGCCGGCACCGAGCCACCUGCGGACUCCCGACGGAGUACAGUAUAGAUGGCUAUAAUGCCUGGAGAGACUGCCUGAAGCCGUCGGAGCUGCUGUCCAAGAUGUGCAGAGAAAACGGCUUGGAAGGUCCGACCUUCAGACCAGGGCGCAUCACCGUGGCCGACAAAGUCUUCACCGGCAAGACGCUGUUCAUGGACGAAGACCAACCGGUGGAGUCCUACGAACACCUGUCCCUGAAGAUCCUGCACCGCUGGGCCGAGAUCCCGGGGGUGGGAUGCAAACUGGUCCCUGAACACAUCGAGACCAGAACCCUGUUCAACAAAGCCCGUCCUGGGUUGGACCAGGGACAGGUCCAGAUGUGGGUGGACAUGUUUCCAAUGGACCUGCCUCAUCCUGGACCGUCAGUGGACAUUUCUCCUCGGAAACCAAAAGGGUACGAGCUGAGAAUCAUCAUCUGGAACACGGAGGACGUGAUUCUGGAGGACAGCAGCUUCCUGACUGGGCAGCAAUCCAGCGAUAUCUACGUGAAAGGCUGGCUCAAAGGCCUGGAGGACGAUCGUCAGGAAACAGACGUCCACUACAACUCCCUGACCGGUGAGGGGAACUUCAACUGGCGCAUGGUGGUUCCGUUCAGCUACCUGCCGGCCGAGAAGGUGGUGGUGGUGAGGAAGAGGGAGAGCAUCUUCUCCCUGGACAAAACGGAGCAGAAGAUUCCCGCCAUCUUCAUCCUGCAGGUGUGGGACUUCGAGACGCUGUCCUCUGACGACUUCCUGGGUGCUCUGGAGUUGGACCUCCAUGGAUUCCAUCGUGGGGCGAAGACAGCCAAGUCCUGUAAGCUGGAUCUGCUCACAGACGUUUCGGAGAGAAUCUCCAUCUUCCAGCAGAAGAGAGCUCGAGGCUGGUGGCCUUUCAGCAAGGGUGGAGAGCUGACGGGGAAGGUGGAGGCGGAGUUCCACCUGGUGACGGCGGAGGAGGCGGAGAAGAAUCCGGUUGGUCGAGCCCGAAAGGAGCCGGAGCCUCUGCCCAAACCCAACCGACCCGACACCUCCUUCUCCUGGUUCAUGAACCCCUUCAAGUGCUUCUUCCACCUGGUGUGGAAGAGCUACAAGAAGUACAUCAUCAUGGCGCUGGUGCUGCUCAUCACGGCGCUCUUCCUCGCCCUGCUCGUCUACACGCUGCCCGGAGCCAUCUCGCAGAAGAUCGUCAACGGGUGAGCCGACCCGGUUCAGACCCCCGGCAUCCUGAAGACCCUCACAUGGACCACUGACGUGUUCCAAAACACAUUUGAUCUUUUUGCAUAAAUCAGCGUUUGAAAUAUUUCCUCAUGAACCACUGAAUGUCUGACCUGUUUGUAUUUGUUCUAAUAAAGCGUGUUUGUUUUCGGA
Molecule: messenger RNA, 6161 nt
Organism: Salarias fasciatus (jewelled blenny)
Lineage: Eukaryota; Metazoa; Chordata; Actinopteri; Blenniiformes; Blenniidae
Gene: fer1l6
Product: fer-1 like family member 6
Exons: 46
Coding region: 372-5990 (1872 amino acids)
Biological process (GO): plasma membrane organization
Cellular component (GO): membrane
Source: RefSeq, a predicted model, not a curated record